GCGGAUGUAAAAAAAAAAGUGGAGGCGAGAAAAGGGAUGGCGGAGUCGAGCGGGCCGCCAAGGGGGAGGAAGAUGGAGGAGUGAGGCGGAGGAGCCGGUGGAGGAUAGGCCUCGUCGUUGCUUCCGGGUAAGUUUUAGUUGCGGCCGCUUCUCCCCCAACGGAAAAACCAGGAAGAUUCAAUGCCACCAUGUCUGGGACGGUCAUUAUCCUCCAGCAAUUUGCUGGUGGCCUCAAGAGCCGUAAUGAAGAGACCCGGGCGAAGGCAGCAAAGGAUUUGCAGCAUUAUGUCACCAUGGAGCUCCGAGAGAUGAGCCAGGAAGAAUCCACACGUUUUUACGAUCAGCUGAACCAUCACAUCUUUGAGUUGGUCUCGAGUUCAGAUGCAAAUGAAAGGAAAGGAGGCAUUUUGGCUAUAGCGAGCCUCAUUGGUGUUGAGGGAGGCAACGCUACACGCAUUGGCAGGUUCGCCAACUACCUAAGGAACCUUCUUCCAUCCAAUGACCCUGUUGUCAUGGAGAUGGCCUCCAAAGCCAUUGGGCGUCUUGCGAUGGCCGGCGAUACCUUCACGGCAGAAUACGUGGAAUUUGAAGUGAAGCGGGCUCUGGAGUGGCUUGGCGCCGACAGGAACGAAGGACGGAGGCAUGCAGCGGUCUUGGUUUUGCGAGAGUUGGCCAUCAGUGUUCCCACGUUCUUCUUCCAGCAAGUCCAGCCAUUUUUCGACAACAUCUUUGUCGCUGUGUGGGAUCCAAAGCAGGCUAUCCGGGAAGGAGCCGUUUCGGCUUUACGAGCUUGUCUUAUCUUGACCACUCAACGCGAGUCCAAAGAGAUGCAGAAGCCGCAGUGGUACCGACAAACCUAUGAGGAAGCUGAGAAGGGCUUUGAUGAGUCCGUGGCGAAAGAAAAGGGUGUGAAUCGGGACGACCGAAUCCAUGGUGCCUUACUGAUCCUCAAUGAACUGGUGCGGAUUAGCAGCAUGGAAGGAGAGCGUCUCAGGGAAGAGAUGGAAGAAAUCACCCAGCAGCAGUUGGUGCAUGACAAAUACUGCAAGGAUCUUUUGGGCUUCGGCACUAAGCCCCGUCACGUCACCCCCUUCUCCAGCUUCCAGUCGAUACAGCCCCAACAGUGCAACGCCUUGAUCGGACUUCUGGGCUUCAGCCCCCACUCAGGAAUCCUGGGAUUUGGGGCGUUACCGGUCCCAGCCAAGUCGACCUUGGUAGAAAGCCGAUGCUGCCGAGAGCUGAUGGAGGAGAAGUUUGACCAGGUGUGCUACUGGGUCCUGAAGUGCCGAAGCAGCAAAAAUACUUUGAUUCAAAUGACUGUCCUCAGCUUAUUGCCCCGGCUAGCUGCUUUCCGCCCUUCCGCUUUCACAGCUGACCACUACCUUCCUGAUACCAUGAGCCACGUCUUGAGCUGCGUGAAGAAGGAAAAGGAGCGGACGGCUGCUUUCCAAGCCCUGGGUUUGCUCUCUGUGGCUGUGCGAUCAGAGUUCCAGGUUUACCUGCCCAAGGUUCUUGAAAUUAUCAAGGGGGCCCUUCCGUUGAAGGACUUUACCCACAAGAGACAGAAAACCGUGCAGGUGGACGCCACUGUUUUCACUUGCAUCAGCAUGGUGGCACGAGCAAUGGGUCCCUCUAUUCAGCAAGACAUCAAAGAACUUCUGGAGCCCAUGCUGGCUGUGGGGCUGAGCCCUGCCCUGACAGCUGUCUUGUACGACCUGAGUCGCCAGAUCCCACAGCUGAAGAAAGAGAUCCAGGAUGGGUUGCUGAAGAUGCUCUCCCUUGUGCUAAUGCAUCGCCCGCUGCGUCACCCGGGCAUGCCGAAAGGGCUCGCCCACCAGCUGGCUUCUCCCAGCCUCACCAACAUUCCCGAGGCCAACGACGUGGCCAGCAUCACUCUCGCCCUGCGCACCCUGGGCAGCUUCGAGUUUGAAGGGCAUUCAUUGACUCAGUUCGUCCGGCACUGUGCGGAUCACUUCCUCAACAGCGAGCACAAGGAAGUGCGCAUGGAAGCGGCCCGGACCUGUUCCCGCUUACUCACGCCUUCCAUUCACCUGAUCAGCGGCCAUGCCCAUGUGGUCAGCCAGACCGCCGUCCAGGUGGUGGCUGACGUCCUCAGCAAACUCUUGGUGGUUGGGAUCACAGACCCCGACCCCGACAUACGCUACUGCGUCCUGGCGUCCUUGGACGAGCGCUUCGAUGCCCACCUGGCCCAGGCAGAGAACUUGCAGGCGCUUUUCGUUGCUCUGAACGACCAGGUGUUUGAAAUCCGCGAGCUGGCCAUCUGCACCGUGGGCCGGCUGAGCAGCAUGAACCCGGCUUUCGUCAUGCCAUUCCUCCGGAAAAUGCUAAUUCAGAUACUGACCGAGCUGGAGCACAGUGGCGUGGGCAGAAUCAAAGAGCAGAGUGCCAGGAUGUUGGGCCACUUGGUCUCCAAUGCCCCCCGGCUCAUUCGCCCCUAUAUGGAACCCAUCCUCAAGGCAUUGAUCGUGAAACUGAAAGACCCAGAUCCUGAUCCAAACCCCGGUGUGAUCAAUAAUGUCUUGGCCACCAUUGGUGAACUGGCCCAGGUGAGUGGGCUGGAGAUGCGAAAGUGGGUGGAUGAGCUUUUCAUCAUCAUCAUGGACAUGCUCCAGGACUCCUCCUUGCUCGCCAAAAGACAGGUGGCUUUAUGGACCCUGGGGCAGCUGGUAGCCAGCACUGGCUACGUGGUGGAACCCUAUAGGAAGUACCCAACUCUCCUCGAGGUGCUGCUGAACUUCUUGAAAACGGAGCAGAACCAGGGUACUCGAAGAGAGGCUAUUCGCGUCCUUGGCCUCCUGGGAGCUCUGGAUCCAUAUAAACACAAGGUGAACAUUGGUAUGAUAGACCAGUCCAGGGAUGCUUCGGCGGUGAGCCUCUCGGAGUCUAAAUCCAGCCAAGAUUCUUCUGACUACAGCACCAGCGAGAUGCUGGUUAACAUGGGGAACCUCCCGCUGGACGAGUUCUACCCCGCCGUCUCCAUGGUGGCCCUCAUGAGGAUCUUCCGGGACCAGUCCUUGUCCCACCACCACACCAUGGUGGUCCAAGCCAUCACCUUUAUUUUCAAGUCCCUUGGCCUCAAGUGCGUGCAGUUCCUGCCUCAAGUGAUGCCCACUUUCCUCAGCGUCAUUCGGGUUUGCGAUGGGGCCAUCAGGGAGGUAAAAGAAGAUGGUGAUAGUGUGCUGGGGAGAAGAGCCGAGUUCCUCUUCCAGCAGCUGGGAAUGCUGGUGUCCUUUGUGAGAAGCCACAUUCGACCUUACAUGGAUGAAAUCGUUACCCUCAUGAGGGAUUUCUGGGUGGUAAAUAACUCCAUCCAGAGCACGAUUAUCCUCCUCAUCGAGCAGAUAGUGGUGGCCCUCGGUGGGGAGUUCAAGCUCUACCUUCCCCAGCUCAUCCCGCACAUGCUUCGUGUCUUCAUGCACGACAGCAGCAGCACCCGCAGCGUUUCCACCAAGCUGCUGAAUGCCAUCCAGUUGUUUGGAGCCAACCUGGACGAUUACCUGCACUUAUUACUGCCUCCCAUUGUGAAGCUUUUUGAUGCACCUGACGCCCCCCUGUCUGCUCGCAAAGCUGCCUUGGAAACUGUGGACCGAUUAACCGAGUCCCUUGAUUUCACGGAUUACGCUUCGCGGAUUAUCCAUCCCAUCGUGCGAACUCUCGACCAGAGCCCAGAGCUUCGCACAACGGCCAUGGACACGCUCUCCUCCCUCGUCUUCCAGCUGGGGAAAAAGUAUCAGAUCUUUAUCCCGAUGGUGAACAAAGUAUUGGUGCGUCACAGGAUAAACCACCAACGAUACGACGUCCUCAUCUGCAGGAUUGUGAAGGGCUACACUCUUGCCGAUGAAGAAGACGACCCCCUGAUAUACCAGCACCGCAUGCAGAGGAGCAGCCAAGGAGAGGCCCUCGCCAGCGGCCCGGUCGAAACGGGGCCCAUGAAGAAGCUGCACGUCAGCACCAUCAACUUACAGAAGGCCUGGGGAGCAGCUCGCAGAGUUUCCAAGGAUGAUUGGUUGGAGUGGUUGAGGCGGCUGAGCCUGGAGCUGUUGAAAGACUCCUCAUCACCCUCGCUGCGCUCAUGCUGGGCCUUGGCUCAGGCCUACAACCCCAUGGCCAGAGAUCUGUUUAACGCGGCCUUUGUUUCAUGCUGGUCUGAGCUGAACGAAGACCAGCAGGACGAGCUGAUCCGCAGCAUCGAGCUGGCGCUGACGUCUCAGGAUAUCGCUGAGGUCACCCAGACCCUGCUCAAUUUGGCGGAGUUCAUGGAGCACAGCGACAAGGUAGAGCACCUUGGGGUGGAAGCUUUUUCUCGUUUUCCUUUUCUUUUUUAACAACUCUUUGCUCUGAUCUCACAAAGAGACCGGCGACUUUGCUGAUAAUUGCAGAAAUCG
Molecule: messenger RNA, 4406 nt
Organism: Notechis scutatus (mainland tiger snake)
Lineage: Eukaryota; Metazoa; Chordata; Lepidosauria; Squamata; Elapidae
Source: RefSeq, a predicted model, not a curated record